Molecule: messenger RNA, 650 nt
Organism: Terrapene triunguis (Three-toed box turtle)
Lineage: Eukaryota; Metazoa; Chordata; Testudines; Emydidae
Product: formin-like protein 5
Exons: 5
Coding region: 213-569 (118 amino acids)
Source: RefSeq, a predicted model, not a curated record
CCCGGAGCCUGCAGAGCCCCCAGCUCCGCUCCCCCCCAACGGCGGGGUGGACACCGGGGUGGCUGUGUGGGACAGGCCCGGCUCGGACACCUCCCGCCCCCCCACGGAAGGGAGCUGGGCCCUGUUUACAGACACCCCAGCGCAAACCAGCCCGUCAGACGCCCCGUCAGGCUCUGCCCAGGGACCCCACCCUCAGGAACCGACAAGCAGCAAUGUAUCUUUGGGGGGAGCAGCCCCCCCGGAGCCCCCCCGUGCGGGAUCACCCUGCGAGAGCAGCGACCCGGCGCCGAACGGCCAAUCGGCACCUCCGCCCGCCCCCGCCGCAGCCAGGCCAAACACGGAAGGGGCCCCCCUAUCUACCUCCGACGCCAGCCAGCGGCUCCCGGGGGCCGCGGCCGCCCCGAAGGCGGAAAACAGCGCCCCCCUUAGGCAGCAGCAGCCAGCAGCCAGAUAAAGCUCACAGAGGGCGCCUGGGGAAGCUGCUGAUCGUGGGGGGCUGGGGGGAGCCCCCCCUCCCGGAGCCCGGCCCGCCCAAGGAGAGCCCAUUCCCGCGGGUGGGGGCAGCAUAGGACGGGGGGGCACAGUCCUCUCCAUCACAAGAUGCUUAUGGCGAGACAGCUGAGCCCCCCGCAGGCAGGCUGGUGUGAGCC